Messenger RNA from Kuraishia capsulata CBS 1993, 213 nucleotides. RefSeq lists its product as uncharacterized. The coding region runs from base 1 to 213 and encodes 70 amino acids. Gene Ontology annotation, biological process: spliceosomal snRNP assembly; mRNA splicing, via spliceosome. Gene Ontology annotation, molecular function: RNA binding. Gene Ontology annotation, cellular component: U5 snRNP; U12-type spliceosomal complex; precatalytic spliceosome. Lineage: Eukaryota; Fungi; Ascomycota; Pichiomycetes; Pichiales; Pichiaceae. The transcript has a single exon. The record is from RefSeq and is a predicted model, not a curated record.
AUGGUUUCCGCACCCGAACUGAAAAAGUACAUGGACAAAAAGCUGGUAAUCCAUCUGAAUGGGUCGCGCAAGGUCGAGGGCACACUACGUGGCUAUGAUAGUUUUCUCAACCUGACGGUGGAGGACUCUGUGGAGGUCCAUCAGGACGAGAGGACGCCGCUAGGCACAAGUGUUGUGCGCGGCAAUUCGAUAUUGUCAAUAGAAUUAAUAUGA